GCGCAGUGACGUUCAUGUUUACGGAAGCCCCGGGGCUGCUGGAUCUGUUUUUACAAACAGACGGGAUGUUAUGUUAUGUGAAUGGAGGACAUGGAGAAACGGUUUAAUGAAUAGCACGUUCGGCUAUGUUUUCGUUGCUUUUUUAGCACUUGCAGCUUUGCUCAUCCCACGCGAGUGGUCAUUUACAUUUGGGAUUGGAUCAGACCGUGGGGGGGCUUUGCGGCUCCUGAGCAGGAGUGAAUUAGCGUUGUACGACGGGGAGGAAGGUAGCAAGGGCCUUUACCUUGCCAUACUGGGGCAAGUCUUUGAUGUGCACAAGGGUCACAAGCACUACGGACCUGGAGGUGCUUAUCACUUUAUGACAGGCAAAGAUACAUCGCUGGCCUUCAUCACUGGGGACUUCACAGAAAGGGGUCUGACAGAUGAUGUGUCCAAUCUGUCCCCCCUGCAGGUGAUGGCCCUUUAUGACUGGCUGGCCUUCUACCAGAGGGACUAUACACGUGUAGGUCUGUUAAUAGGCAGGUUCUAUUGUGAGACUGGUCAACCCACGGAGGCCCUGUUGCUGGCAGAAGCCUCACUAGCAGAGGGCCGGCGAAUGAAGACCCAGUCAGAGGCUGAAAAGGUGCGCUUCCCAACCUGCAACUCAGAGUGGAGCGCAGCCAGAGGAGGACGAAUUUGGUGCUCCACUAAGAGUGGUGGAGUGGAGAGAAGCUGGACGGGUGUUCCACGGAAGCUCUUUUCUCCAGGCUCCAGUGGUGUUCGUUGUGUCUGUGUUGAAGAUGCAUUUGCUGCCCAAGAAGACCCAAACCUGAAGAAAUAUAAUGGCUGCCCCCCACAUGCUGAGUCGUGCUCCAUUGAGGAGUUCUAGGCCUUUUCUCUUGUGUUCUCGUUGACCUGUGAAACGUCGUCAGUCGCAGCCUAAGUACUUUUCUAAUUCCAAACCCUGAAAACUCAGGGACUUAACUGACAUCACCUGGUAAGUCUAUGGAGGCUUUGAUAUGUGUAAAUAUAAAUGGGACAGUACUUUGCUGCCACAUGUCACGUCACCCAGAUGUAAAAAAAAUCAUGAUUUACAAUUAGGGGUAUUUAUUUGUUUUGGUGUCUUUCUUGCGUUUUAUGUUUGUCAAAAUUGCUUUCAUGUCAACAUUUUAUAUUUUAUGUAGAUGAAUAAAUAUCUUGAUUUCAUGUGUUUUUUUUCCUCCAUCUUCAAUCCAGUCUUGCUCAGGGACACGGGGGAAUGCAGCCGGGGUCUGAACACACGAUGGUCAGAAACCGUACUUGGGUAGGCUGCAGAAUUUAAAUUAUCAAUUGGUGCCCAAAGUGUGCCAAGAAUAUCCCACACACAAUUACACCAUCAGCAGCAGCCUGAACGGUUGAUACAAGGCAGAAUGGAUCCUUGCUUUCAUGUUGUUUACACCAAAGGCUGACCAUACCAUUGGAUUAUUGCAGCUGAAAAUCAAGACUCAUCAGACCAGGCAACAUUUUUCCAAUCUUAUAUUGUCCAAUUUUGAUGAGCCUGUGCAAAGUCAUCAAGUU
Pungitius pungitius (ninespine stickleback) is the source of this 1536-nucleotide messenger RNA. Its product is annotated as neuferricin. Lineage: Eukaryota; Metazoa; Chordata; Actinopteri; Perciformes; Gasterosteidae. The record is from RefSeq and is a predicted model, not a curated record. Gene Ontology annotation, cellular component: endomembrane system; membrane. The transcript has 4 exons. The coding region runs from base 71 to 868 and encodes 265 amino acids.